This is a messenger RNA of Acanthamoeba castellanii str. Neff, 780 nucleotides long. RefSeq lists its product as uncharacterized. Gene Ontology annotation, molecular function: protein heterodimerization activity; transcription coactivator activity. Gene Ontology annotation, biological process: regulation of transcription by RNA polymerase II. The record is from RefSeq and is a predicted model, not a curated record. The coding region runs from base 1 to 780 and encodes 259 amino acids. Lineage: Eukaryota; Discosea; Longamoebia; Acanthamoebidae. The transcript has 4 exons. Gene Ontology annotation, cellular component: SAGA complex.
AUGGAUCGAGUGGAUCUGGAAGAGGUCAAGGCCAAUCUGUUUGGCAAUCUCUCGAGGGAAACGGCAGAUGAUUACUGGACGUGCCUUCGUGCAUUCCUUGCUGCGAAGCUCACCAAGUACGAGUUCGAUUGCCAGAUCUAUGCUAUCCUCGAAGGGCGUCAGGAGAGCGUGGCCUUGCACAACCACUUGAUCAGGUCUCUCAUCCGCAAUGCCUACAACGCGGUGCCGUCGUUUGCGGUGCCGUCGAGCGGCCUAAAGCGCGAGAGCGAUGCAGCUGCGGGUGCGCCCUCGGCCAAGCGCCUCAAGACUGCCGCUGCCGCCGCGGCCAAGGCAGCCGCCGCUCCCGGUGCCUCCAGCAUCGUCCAUCACCUGCGCCUGGCUCACGACUUUGGCGGCGCGACGUCACCGUCAUCGUGGGCGCUACGCAACCGAAUGUACAAAAUAGCCACCGAAGCCGGCCUCACCGAAAUCUCACCCGAGGCCGUAAACCUCAUGACACACGCCAUGGAGCAUCACCUCAAGGACAUUCUUGACGCGUGCAAGCGAACGAAAACGCUCACACCAUCAGGACUCGCAACGGCCGCCUCUUCUACCACAACAUCACCAGCCUCCACCGCCUCCGCUCGCUCCUUCUCGCCACACACUGUAUUUAAUCAGCCCGAGGGCAACACCAUCUCCGCACGGGACAUGCUCACCAUGGUGCAGCACCGCCCCUACCUGCUGGGCGAGGACCUGCCCGUCAACCAGGAGAGAAUCCUCCUCAUCCAGGAAGACUACUAG